GCCCUGCUCUACAGUCUUCGUAAAUCUCCGAGUAAAUCCCUUCAGCUGCCUGUGGACAUGUCGGGCUGAUCUCUGAGGGAACUUUCAGGAAAUGCAACAGGUGGAGGAGCCGGAGGGACGAAGCGGGACACCGGGAGACUUUCUGCUCCUCCAGACGGACACCAGGCUCUCCGCCGGGGCUCCUCACCCAGCCGUUACCGGGGCAGAGCGGCUCUGAGCGGUCACCGUGAACACAUUUGACCCCCGCGGCUCUCCGUGUGUUUGUGGUCAGCGUCCGUUAGCGUCCCGGCUAGCCGCAGACAGCCUCCAGGAGCCGAACACGCACUCAGCCGUUCACACGCUCAGGAGGCAUCAUGGAUGAAAACAGCCUCACCGGCUCCAACGUGAAGGUCGCUGUUCGUGUCCGACCCAUGAACAGGAGAGAAAAAGACCUAAAGACUAAAUGUGUGGUGGAGAUGGAAGGAAACCAGACGGUUCUGCAUUCAGCUGUAACCAGCGCCAGCAAAGGAGACCCCCGGACCCAGCCAAAGGUCUUUGCCUAUGACUACUGUUUCUGGUCUAUGGAUGAAUCCCAUAAAGAUAAGUUUGCAGGUCAGGAGGUUUUGUUCCAGUGCCUUGGAGAGAGUCUGCUGGACAACGCCUUCAUGGGAUACAACGCCUGCAUCUUCGCUUACGGACAGACAGGUUCAGGGAAGUCGUACACCAUGAUGGGCUCAGCGGAGCAGCCCGGUCUGAUCCCUCGACUCAGCAGCUCCCUGUUCAGCCGGACGGUCCAGGAGGCCAGAGAAGGAGAGAGCUUCACCGUGGAGGUCUCCUACAUGGAGAUCUACAACGAGAAGGUUCGAGACCUGCUGGACCCCAAAGGAAGUCGACAGGCUCUGAGAGUCAGAGAACAUAAAGUUCUGGGUCCGUAUGUUGACGGUUUGUCCCGCCUGGCCGUGGCCAGCUACAAGGACAUAGAGUCUCUGAUGUCAGAGGGAAAUAAAUCUCGUACCGUGGCAGCGACCAACAUGAACGAAGAGAGCAGCAGAUCCCAUGCUGUGUUCAACAUCAUCCUGACGCACACCCUCAUGGACCUGCAGUCUGGAACGAGUGGAGAGAAGGUGAGCAAACUGAGUCUGGUGGAUCUUGCCGGAAGCGAACGAGCAGCAAAGACCGGAGCAGCAGGAGAACGACUGAAAGAAGGAAGCAACAUCAACAAGUCUCUCAGCACUCUGGGUUUGGUUAUCUCAGCGUUGGCCGACCAGGGAGCUGGAAAGAACAGGAGCAAGUUUGUUCCCUACAGGGACUCUGUUCUCACCUGGCUGCUCAAGGACAGCCUGGGAGGAAACAGCCGCACCGCCAUGGUCGCCACCAUCAGCCCCGCCGCCGAUAACUACGACGAGACGCUGUCCACGCUGCGCUACGCCGACAGAGCCAAGAGCAUCGUGAACCACGCCGUGGUCAAUGAAGACCCCAACGCCAGGAUCAUCCGAGAGCUCAGAGAGGAAGUGGAGAAGCUGAGGGAGCAGCUGACCGAGGCCGAGUCCAUGAAGGCGCCGGAGCUGAAGGAGCGACUAGAAGAAUCUGAAAAACUGAUCCAGGAAAUGACGGUGACCUGGGAGGACAAACUCAGGAAGACUGAGGCCAUCGCACAGGAGCGUCAGAAGCAGCUGGAGAGUCUGGGCAUCUCUCUGCAGUCUUCUGGCAUCAGGGUGGUGGAUGAUAAGUGUUUCCUGGUCAACCUGAACGCUGAUCCGGCCCUCAACGAGCUGCUGGUCUACUACCUGAAGGAUCACACCCGUGUGGGCUCAGCCGACUCUCAGGACAUCCAGCUGUGUGGGAUGGCCAUCCAGGCCGAGCACUGCGUCAUCGACGUCCUGGAGAACAACGGCGUGAUGCUCAGUCCUCACCGCAACGCUCGAACUUGUGUGAACGGUUCUGCAGUGUCCAGUCCGGUGCAGCUUCAUCAUGGAGACCGGAUCCUGUGGGGAAACAACCACUUCUUCAGGAUCAGCCUACCCAGACAUAUGGUCCACCCCGAUGAGGAGGAGGAGGGUGGAGCCGUGAUGAAGACGUGUCUGAGCUCCGACCGGCUGGAGGUGGACGUGGACGGAGCCAGCGACGUCUCCAGCGAGCUGAGCUUCGGCUACGAGUUCGCUCAGGCCGAGGUGAUGAUGAAAGGCAUGGGCCACAACGACCCCCUACAGUCGGUGUUGCAGACCCUGGAGAGGCAGCAUGAGGAGGAGAAGCGCUGUGCUCUGGAGCGUCAGAGGCUGAUGUAUGAACAGGAGCUGCAGCAGCUCCGUCAGAGACUCAGUCCUGAGAAACCGUCCCACCUCCUGGAGGCUUCAGGCCUCCCGGUGGGAGCUGCUGCCGUACCGUCUCCCUCCUCCCAGAAACGUGUGCGGCGCUGGAGCGAGGACAGAGAAGCCAUGAUGACUCGCAGCCUUCGGCGUCUUCGGGAGCAGAUACUUCGAGCCAAACUGUUGGCUCAGGAGGCAGGCUUCAUCGCCGAGGAGCUCAACAAGAGGACGGAGUACCUGGUGACGCUGCAGAUACCUGCUGCCAACCUGGACGCCAACAGGAAGCGUGAUGUGGUGCUGAGCGAACCGGCCAUCCAGGUGCGCCGUAAAGGUAAAGGGAAGCAGAUCUGGGCUCUGGAGAAGAUGGAGAACCGGCUGGUGGACAUGAGGGAGCUCUACCAGGAGUGGAAGGACUUCGAUGAAGACAAUCCUAUGAUGAGGUCCUACUUCAAGCGUGCCGACCCGUUCUUCGAUGAGCAGGAGAACCACAGUCUGAUCGGCGUGGCCAACGUCUUCCUGGCCUGUUUGUUUUACGACGUCAAGCUGCAGUACGCAGUACCCAUCAUCAACCAGAAGGGGGAGGUUGCGGGUCGGCUGCAUGUGGAGGUGUUUCGAGGCACUGAGAGCUCAGAGGAGGAACCUGCAGCUCAAAGCGACUCUCAGCUGACAGACGGAGAUCCACAGGAGAGGAAGCUGGACUGUGUGGUGAAAGUCCUCCAGGCCACCGGUCUUCCUCGCCACCUGUCCAACUUCGUCUUCUGUCAGUAUCACUUCUGGGGCCAGGAGGAGCCGGUGUUCACGGCUCCAGAGGUGGCGCCGUCGAGCUCUUUGUCGGCCUCCAGAGACCCUCAGUGCACGGUGGUGUUCGACAGCGCCAAGGAGCUGUCGGUGGCGGUAUCUGAGGACUUUGUGGAGUUCCUGGCAGAGGGGGCGGUGGCCAUCGAAGUGUACGGACACAAACAGGCCAACCAUCGCAGGAACCUGGCUCUGUGGGACCUGGGAGUGAUCCAAGCCAAGACCAGAUCCCUCAGAGAGAGGUGGAGUGAGGUGACCCGUCGGCUGGAGCUGUGGGUUCAGCUGAUGGAGCUGAACGAGGCGGGAGAGUUCACACCUGUAGAAGUUCAACCUGCUAAAGACGUCCGCACAGGAGGAACCUUCCAGCUCAGACAGGGUCAGUCCCGGCGGGUCCAGGUGGAGGUCCGCUCGGUGUCAGACUCCGGUACGAUGCCGCUCAUCGCUGCCUCCAUCCUCUCAGUUUCUAUCGGAGACGUCAAAGUCCAACAGAUACGUCCCUCCAGAAAUGAUCCCCAAUGGGGUGGAGAUGAAGAAAUGGACAGCUACCAGGAGGUGGACCUGGAGAGGAUGAGGGAGCAGUGGUUGCUCACACUGACUCAGAGACAGGAGUAUUUGGAUCAGCAGCUGCAGAAGAUCGUUUCCAAACCAGAUAAGUCAGAGGAUGAUGUAGAGAGAGAAUCCCAGCUGCUGGAGUGUCGUCUGACCCUCACAGAGGAAAGAAAUGCUGUUCUGGUGCCGUCGGCCGGCAGCGGCAUCCCUGGAGCUCCGGUAGAAAGGGUUCCUGUACCUGGAAUGGAAACACACAUUCCUGUCCUGUUCCUGGAUCUCAGUGCUGAUGAUUUCCAGUCCAGUCUUUCUGCCCCGCUGGCCGGAGGCCUCGAUGCUGUGCUCAGCGGGGAGGACGACGACGACUUCUUUGACCUUCAUAUCGUUAAACACUGCGAUCCAGAGGUGAAGGUGGAGGCGUCCUGGGACUCCACGGUCCAUGAGUGUCCCCAGCUGAGUCGGGUGACGUCUGCUGACCAGAGGGUUUACCUGACGGUCCGUUCUGUGAUCCAGCUGAGCCACCCGGCCCACAUGCAGCUGGUCCUCAGGAAACGCAUCUGUGUGAACGUCACUGGGAGACAGGGUUUCGCCCAGAGCAUUCUGAGGAGGAUGUCUCAGCGCAGCACCAUCCCCGGCUGUGGAGUCACCUUUGAAAUCGUUUCCAACAUCCCAGGGGACAUCCAUGGUCCAGAGGACAGGGAGAUGUUGGCCCGGCUGGCUGCCAGCGCCGAGGACGACCAAUCAGCCGACAGCGAGGCGGCCAUCGAGAAAUAUCUGCGCAGCGUCCUGGCGGUGGAGAACGUCCUGACUCUGGACAGACUGAGACAGGAGGUGGCUGUGAGAGAACAGCUGGCCGUCAGAGGGAAAGCUGCCCGACGCUGCCUGAGCUCUCCAGACAUCAACCGGCUGUCAGCCAGCUGUGUGGACCUCUACUCCUCCACUCACAGACUCAGUGACUUUAAGGGCUGGGAGAGCCAUCAGGACCUCUCUGUGGUUCCUCCUCCGUCCAGACGAACGCUACCCAGCUCCAUAUCCCAGAACCUGAACCCAGAGACCGUGAAGGCCGUCCCCAGGCUGCUGAAGUCGCUGCUUCCUGGUGGGAGGGAGGAUGGUGGUGAGCAGACGUCUGUCCAUCAGCAGGGUUUGCCACGCAUCGUGGUGCAGUCGGCCAGCGUUGAAGAAGGCAUGAGCAAACAUCAGCAGCCAAUUCCUACUGAGGAAGUCCUUCCUUCCACAAUCGAACCUGAGAUCCCAAAGUCUGUCCCCCUUCCACCUCCGAUCAUCCCAGAGACAGAAGACUCCACGCCCAGCCCAGUGAGUGAAGCUUCCAGUGGAUACAUGUCCACCAGCAUCUCCACCGCCACGCUGUCUGAGAUAUACACUCUGAGCUGGGACCUUCCUCCUUCAUCUAGCAGCAGAGCAGAUGGAUUUGAGGCAGUGCCAGAUGAAGAGGAAGAGGACACUAAAGACACACAGAGGUCCUCACCUCUCUAUGUCUCCUCACAGUCUGAUGCUGGUCCUGAACCUCUUCAUGCCGACCAAUCAGAGCCUCCAGAGUCACUGCUGGGUUUGAAUGAGCAGGUAGCUGCAGAGACGACCGACCAGCCUCCAUCCAACAAGAAGAACCGGCAAGAACCAGAUGUGUCUCCAUCAGUCCAGCUGAAGGAGGUAGAAGAACCUGAUCCACUUACAGAAAUAGAAUCUCAAGACCAGACCGUACAAAAACACGCCACAACUGACCAAUCAGAACAAAUAGACAACUCUGAGAAGCUUCCAGGUUCAGUGGAGGUAGAAGAAAGUGAAACUAAAUCACUGCAGAUACACCCCUCUAAACCAGGGACUCUGUCUGAAGGUCUUGAGGUGGUUUCUACCAAUGAGACACAAAGUGAUCUUUUUCUCCACAAUGAAAUUCCAUCAUCUGCCCAAGAAGGUGAAGGUCAGAUGGAACCAGUGAUCCCACUGCAGCAGCAACAAGACCAGACAUCUUCUGACUCUACUGAAGAUCCAGCUUCAGGCCUGCUGGAACCUUUACCUACUGCUCCAGAACCAUCUGAUGAUGCUGCUCUUCAAGGUUCAUCUGAGGAACAAUCAGCUUCUGAAGCCUCUGAUCCAAACGCUGCCUCCAUCCAGCCUUCAUCUUCAGCCACGGAUGACAUCCAACGGGUAGCACCUUCUGAAGCUUCUGCAAGAGCUGCUGCAAGUCCUCCAGUUACUGCUCAGGCUUCCAAACCCGUCUCUUCAGCAGCAAACCCCUUCAAGAUCCAGAAGGUGAAGUCCUCAGACCUGAAGUCCUUCCAGCAGAUCCUGGGUGAGGAGGAGGGCAGUCUGGGUCGGACCAGCAGCCUCGGGACGGGACUCAACCUCUCAGUGCCGAUGGAAAGUCUGGAGAUCAUCUCUGAUACAGAAGAAGGAGACGCCACAGCCUCAGCUGUGCUUCCUGAUUGGUUGAAAGAAGGGGAGUUUGUAACGGUGGGGGCCAAUAAGAGCGGCACGGUGAGAUACGUGGGACCCACCGAGUUUGCAGAAGGUACCUGGGUGGGAGUGGAGCUGGAGGUCCCAGCAGGAAAGAACGACGGGUCGGUGGGUGGGAAGCACUACUUCCACUGCAACCCCGGCUACGGGGUUCUGGUGAGGCCCGACAGAGUGACCCGAGGUGGAGUUAAACGGCGUCGCCAGCAGCAGCAGCAGCAGAAGCGUCGCAGCGCUAACCUGUCUGGAUCCAGCCCAAACCUGGCAGCUCUCACAGCUCUGGCCAAAGGAGACGCUGGUGGAGCAUCCGGCGGCCGAAGCCGAGGAGAGAACCGGAAGUCAUGGAACAACUAGAGGAACCCGCUGGACACCAACUCCCCCAGCAUCCUACCAGCAGCUGGUUGGUGGAUCAUCAGUAAUUUGGUUUAAUCUGGUCACAUUUAAAGUCAGAUGAUCACUUCAACUUCAUCACCUCUAACCUUCAUUCCUCCCUGAUGUACUCAGCAAUUUAAAACUCCUCACAAAUAUUGAAUGUUUCAUCAGAAAAUGUGAAUGUCUUUAGGUUUGUAAAUGCUAAUAACUGUUUUCCUGUAGUUAAUGUCAUUUUUAAAUGUAUUUAUUCCGGUGACAUUAAACCACAAUCAAAGCUCUGCCUCAGAAUCAGCACAACGUCAGCAGAUCUGCAUAAACAGUUGAAUAUUAAGAGCAGCUGAAGUUCACUGGAUGAAACUGUGAAGGUGUGGAUGUUUAAUCAGCUGUUUGCUGGAUCAGAUGCUGUAUUUUAUUCCUGUGCCUUUAAACACCGUCACUGCUUCCCAGCCAGCGUGCCUUACACACCUACACCGAAUACUGAGUUGUUGGAAGGUAGAAAGCUGCUCUCCGGCUGUUAAGGUGGAAUAUUCUGCCUCUUUAAUGUGUUUCUACUGUUUUAACAACUUGCACUCUUUUUUUGAAAAUUCUACUGAAAUUUUGCAGCAUUUUUAAAUCAGCUUUGUGUCUUUUCCUACUGAAUGAGUGGAAAUACGGACUCAAAGCGGCUUUUGUUUUGUUUUCUCCAGUGAUUUGUCUGAUUUCUCUGUCUGCUUUGGAGCCGGUUGAUUUGAGGAUACGAGGGAUUUUAUUUGUCGUGAUGCAUGUAGCGCUGAUGUUUAAGGACUUCUCUACAUAUCUGCAUUUAAGUCGAUCAUUCUGACCUCUUGGAUGCUUAUUUAUUAAAGAUGAAGACAGGAUGAAAAGUUUUUAUAUUGAUGAUGUUCAAUAAACUUCAUGUCGGGUCAAAGUCUGUGUUCAGAUUGAGAGAUGGAAAAAUAAAGCUGGUGUCAUUGA
Messenger RNA from Acanthochromis polyacanthus (spiny chromis), 7421 nucleotides. Its product is annotated as kinesin-like protein KIF13B. NCBI's taxonomy places the organism in Eukaryota, Metazoa, Chordata, Actinopteri, Pomacentridae. The record is from RefSeq and is a predicted model, not a curated record. Gene Ontology annotation, molecular function: microtubule motor activity; ATP binding; cell adhesion molecule binding. Gene Ontology annotation, cellular component: adherens junction. Bases 354 to 6449 code for a protein of 2031 amino acids. The transcript has 41 exons. Gene Ontology annotation, biological process: regulation of protein localization; microtubule-based movement.